UCAUACAAUUGGCCACCCAAGAUGAACUUACGGGUUCAGCUAUGUUAUUUGGACUAAGAUGCAUUUGGGAAAAUUUAAAUCAAAGACAAAAAGAGUUAUACAAGUUUUAUGAUGUCGAGCUUCUUAGUUAUAACAAUGAGCAGGACAAGGUGAUAGCCAUCAAUCAAUUAUCAAUUUGGUUAAACACUAUGACUCAUGUAGAACAAUAUUAUUUUAUACCAUGGAACAUAGGCAAGCAUUGGAUGUUGAUUAUAGCAAUGACAUCGGGAAGAGUUGUAUUCUUAAACCCGCUUAAAUCUAAAAUCCCGUCAGACAUUGCUCAGAUGAUAAAGGCUGCAUAUGCAAAUAUUAGUUCAAAUGCUAUUGUAUUUGGCAAAAAUGGACCGGAGAUAUGGACCUUUGCUUGUCCAAAGCAACCAUACAAUUACGAAUGUGGUUACUAUGUACUAACUUACAUUCGUGAUAUGCUUCAACAUUCAAAUCCCAUUGAAGCCAUAAAAGCAAAAUUUGGCGGCCUAUCCCAAUAUUCUGAGGACGAUCAUCUCUUACCGCUUCGACAACAGUGGUUAAGUCAAUUGCUUCCCUUGAUAUAUAAAAAUUAACUAGUAGUCUUUUAUUGUAUUUUUUUAGACAAUGUGUAG
Molecule: messenger RNA, 641 nt
Organism: Cannabis sativa
Lineage: Eukaryota; Viridiplantae; Streptophyta; Magnoliopsida; Rosales; Cannabaceae
Exons: 5
Coding region: 42-602 (186 amino acids)
Biological process (GO): proteolysis
Molecular function (GO): cysteine-type peptidase activity
Source: RefSeq, a predicted model, not a curated record